Molecule: messenger RNA, 2165 nt
Organism: Symsagittifera roscoffensis
Lineage: Eukaryota; Metazoa; Xenacoelomorpha; Acoela; Convolutidae
Product: ralA-binding protein 1-like
Exons: 12
Coding region: 62-1924 (620 amino acids)
Biological process (GO): small GTPase-mediated signal transduction
Molecular function (GO): small GTPase binding; GTPase activator activity
Source: RefSeq, a predicted model, not a curated record
CAUUGCAACGGUUUUUAAUUUUCAGUUUGUUAAUGUAAAAGUUGGUAAUGAGGCAUCAGGCAUGCUUGAAGAUAGUGAUUCUGAUGAAAGAGAAGGCUUUUUCUCAAAUGAGUUGUCCGAUCAGUCAAGCAGUACGAGAAGUCCGCCAACUCUUGGUAUACUGAAAACGAAAAAUAAUAUAUCAAAAUCUCUGCCGUAUCCUAGCUUAGGCACAUCUUUUGUGCCUGGCUCUGUUAACCAAAUAGCAACUGAAUCUACUGAUGAAGAUGGGCUCGAUGAAAAAGCGAAAGCAUUGAAAAAGAAAAACAAGCUCUUUAGAAACUUUUCCAAACAUGGAACUAAAGAAACCAAGAAGAAGGAGAAACUGUUUCACAAAAGAAAAAGUUCGAAGAAUGAUGAAGGAUCGCUGAUUGGUGUAUUUGGAUUUUCUCUAUCCCUUGUCACGGAUAAAACGCGGCUGAGUGACGGUAUUGCCUUACCCCAGAUUGUGCGUGAUUGCAUAGAUGCAGUGGAACGAAAUGGACUGGACAUGCCAGGAAUCUACAAGAACGAAGUUCCUAAGAACAAAGUUGAUAUUCUCAAAGAUCAGUAUGACCACUUCAGAGUCAAGCCAGGAUCACUUGUCACGGUCAAAGAUAUCCACGAGGUGGCAAAUCUAUUGAAGUGUUUUUUAUUUGACUUGCCGGAUCCUAUUUUCACUUCAACAGUUUCAAGUGUCGAAACAGCUGACGACAAAACAGGGCUCCACAAUCUUACCAAGUUUCUGAACAAACAGCCAAAUGAAAGCCGAACUCUGUUUCUUUGGAUCAUCUCACAUUUUCACAACGUGUUAGCUAGGAGCAAUGAGAAUGGAGUGGUGGGUUCGGAUAUAGUGCAGCUGCUGUCUUACUCUCUCAGAAUCCACUCUACACAAUUCCUCACUUCUGUCCUCCUGUCCAACAAAUGCAUACUGCAAUCACCACUCAUCUAUGUCAGCAAUAUGAGGUACCCGGAUGCAUUAUUCAGUAGAUUUGAAAAUAGGUCAAUUGAUUCUGCCUCGCCCGAUCAAUCUACCCGGUCCAAGGGAGCGGGAGUUGUGGGAGGGGCAAAACUAAACAAUGCAUGCGGGGAGUCGCCACCCGAUAGUCCGACAGCCUUGAGAAAAGAUCUUCGGCUGUACGAAGAUCUCUUGGGCAACCUUCAUACUAAAAUGGAAGAUCCACUUGCAGACAAGGGAGUAGAAGAAGAACUGUGGGAAGUGCAAAGAAUAGUGACUACGUACAAGAGAAAGCUGAGGGCACUGAAGACUAAUCAAAACGAUGACAAGUCAUCACAAGCGAGCACUAACAGUAGCACCAAAGAAGUCACAACACAGAGCGAGCCAAAAAGUGCGACAGAGACGUGUGAUAUUUCAGAUGCGGCUGCAGUAAAACCGCCUCCUGUAGUUCGUCAUAAUAGCGGUGACGCAGGAAUUGCAGCGAAACCAAAUGACCAUCAAAGUGGAAAUGAAGGUAGCGAUGUUAGCAAAAGCGUGUGGCUAUCUGAAGACACAGCUGUGUGGAACGAGUUUCUGCGGAAGAGUGAAUUAGAAAUGAAAGAACAGCUGGUGUUGGAGAUUCUGAGUUUGAGGAAAGUGGUGGCAAGUAAAGAGGCACAGAAGGCACAGCUGGUCCACCAGGUGGCAGUCGAGUUAGAUGGUGCCACUGUUGACUUCAAAAUGAAGGGACACGAUAGCAUGACGGUAGAAGAAAGAGCAGAACUAGCCAGAAGUCAGGCGGACACUGAGGCUAUUUGCAGACGAAUGGCGGAAGAGGUGGAUGCUGUUUGUAAGAGACAGGCAGACCUCUCUCUCAUUCGAUGCAAAGCACAGAAUGAGAGUACUAAGAACAGUUCGGGUAACAGUCCAGGAGUUCCGAUAUCAAAUUUGGAACAGACCGCUGAUUAGCUGAUCUCGUGGUUGCCAUUUGAAAUGAAGAGAAAAAAUUCAAAUACAAAACUAGAAACAGUCAGUAAAUUCAUCAGGAGUGUCACUUAAUUGUCGAAAAGUCACAACUAACUUUGUUGAUUCAAUUUUAGUGUUUACUUUGAAUAUGAUCACGUCAAAAUUCUAUUUAAUGUUCGUAAUAAAUUUCGCUAAUGAGUUAUGGUAAUGAUAAAUGAAAUUUGGUAUCAAUAUAUUAGUUACU